Molecule: messenger RNA, 3576 nt
Organism: Trypanosoma conorhini
Lineage: Eukaryota; Euglenozoa; Kinetoplastea; Trypanosomatida; Trypanosomatidae
Product: phosphoric diester hydrolase
Exons: 1
Coding region: 1-3576 (1191 amino acids)
Biological process (GO): glycerophospholipid catabolic process
Molecular function (GO): phosphoric diester hydrolase activity
Source: RefSeq, a predicted model, not a curated record
AUGCCUGCGGCGUCGGUCUAUGCAAAUAUUGUUGUGCGCCUUUCCGGUCUCCGGGCUGAUGCCAUUGCCGCCGAGUUCAGUCGCUUCAGUGCGGCCCAGCCGCGGGGCAACCGCCCCUACGCGACGUCGGCGUUCACGAGGGAGCAGCUGCAGGAGCGGCAGCGCUACCUUCCACCUGCCACGGAUCAGCUGCGGCUGGCGCUUGUGAGUGAUGCGGAGGAGAUGGGCGGAUGGGGGAUGACGGCCCCACUUUUGCUUGAGCAAACACUGCCGGUUUUGGCUACCGACGACGAGACUGAAACGCGCCGGGGCGCAGGCGCCGAGCCUGUUUUAUUCACGGCAUCCGUGCGUGUGCCAGCGUCCUGCGUGGCGGCGCCGCCGCAGUUGCGGUUUCGCCUGGUGAUUGUGGAUGAACCCCUGCUGCGCGCGGUUGCCGCUACGAUGACCGCGGCCUUGGCCUCUGCGACGACGUGUGCCGUGGCUCCCGGCAUCGUGGGCGGCAUCACGCCCGGCGCCGCCAUCGUCGCCGUGGAGAACGCGCACUGGGGGCCGGACACCGUGCCGCUCGUGGCCGACGCCGAAGAGGGAAGCUGGAAGGCCGACAUUAACCUGCACGGCCGCAUCCUGCACUUCACCCGGGCCUCAAAGCAGUUCCCGUUUCUGUCGCAGCUGUGCGGGGUGGACAAGGCGGUGAGCCCCGUGCCCAGGGCGGGGCCGCUCCUCUCACUGACGUUGUACGCGAACGACCCGCGGGCGCGCUUUGAACGCGAGGCGUGGCUAGACAGUUUGCCCCCACACAUGCGCGACACCAUGAUGUACCUGCAGCGUGCGCAAACGCAGCAGCCAGACGGGGGCGGCGCGCCUGGCGCCGACCCACUCUUGCCCUCCUCCUGCUUCGAGGUGGAGGACGUCUACCCUGUGCUCUGCGACGGCAGUUGCUGGUGCGAGGGGCACCUGCCGACGCCGGCCCCCAUGGAAAAGCAGAAGCAGGUAGUGAAGCAGGUCACAAAGCGGCGGAAGCAGCUGAAGGGGUCUGAAAAUGGGCGUGAGCCGUCGCUGCAGCAGCACAAGCACCACUUCACAGGCAGAGAAGUAGGGGAAUCUGAGAGUCCGUCGGUGGCCUCGAUCGGCUCCGCGGAUCACGGGUAUAGUUAUUGCCCGCCGUGGCAGCGGCAGCAGCAACGCCCUCUCUCCAAUGGAAGCUCUCAAGCCCCGCACGAGGAUGCCGCCACCGCCGUUAUGCGGCGUGGCUGGUGCGUGGAGCCGCUGCACGGCAUCGACCCCGUGCGCCCCUUUACCCCCGGCGAUGCACAGUAUACGAUGCGUGUGUGGCACUCGACGGUCAACGUGGCGCCGCUAAAAGGGCGUGGACUGCAGAUCGAGGCCAUGAUGCCGGUGCCUAUUUACGGGUUCAGCGGCGCGGACGGCGGCGCGGACGGCGGCGCGGACGGCGGCGCGGCCUCAAACAUGACGACAUCCUCGCCGCCUCCCGACUCCUCCUCGACAGUCAACUCGGCGGAGUGCUGCGCGUGCCACCACGCCUUUGACAUGGAGCGCGGCGACGGCAACCUCAGCAACAACAGCGGUGAGACGAGCAUAAGCAGCCACGCCUGUCGUGCGGUGGUGGUGGGGGUGCGGUGGGUGAAGGGCAUCGCCGUCCUGCAGCCCCCGUUGUUUAAGCACCACACCAGCGGCAACCUCGUCAUUCCGAUUUGCUUCAUGGACACAGCCAACACCGGCGUCGGUGGCGCUCCGAUGGCCUAUUGGCAAACCGUCUACGCCCAAUACCUGUUUGUCUUCCCCUUUCACUACCCACAGCGCACCACGCUGGAGGUGAUUCGCUCGCUCUCCUCACUGGGCCGUCUGGCGACGAAGAAGCCCGUUGGCCACCGUGGACUUGGCAAGACGUACACGCGGAGAGACUUGUCUGAGUCGCUGGAGGACCCCGCCGCCUCCGCGUCCUCUACGGCGCCGAAGCCUGUGCGGAAGCACCGCCUCACCGUGAAGCUGGCGGAGAACAGUCUGGAGGCCAUCAACGCGGCCCACAGGCGGGGUUGCGACAUGGUGGAGUUUGACGUGAUGCUCACGCGGGACCGCAUUCCGGUCAUAUUUCACGACCCACUCAUUCAGCUGCAGGCACGGAAGAAGCGCGGGGCCGGAACCCGCAACGGCCGCGUGGAGCGCCGGUUGUCGGUCGGCGCCUCGGUGGACUUUGGCAGCAGCCCCGUCUUUCUGAUGGACGGUUUAGUCGGGCAUUACAACAAAAACGACAACAACAACCAGCAGGCAGACUUUGCCGCCCCUGAGACCUCCGCUCUGCCGGGCGUCGCCGGCUCGCCUGAACGGAUGCCCUCGCUGAUGUUUCAGUUGUAUUCGCAAAACAUGCCCAACUUCGCCUCCGUCCCCAUCGCCCUGCAUCAGCUGACAAAGCGGCAGCUGGACGUGGUGACCACGGAGACCUUUUCGCACGUGAAGGAGCACAACACACUGCGCAAUUUGAUUCUGCGGCACUGGAACCAAAUCAUCCGCGUCUCACGCAACCGGCAGCGGCUGGAUUACAUGCUAAGGCACGAGAUUCAGCCCUGCGAGGGGGAAGGCGAGUUUAGCGGGUGCAUGCCAAGGGCGAAGAAGGGCCACGCCGGCUCACAGGGGGAGGACUACAACGAGCUACGGCGACACAAGCGGCAGAUUCUGGCGCAGCAGGAGGACGUGACGAACCGCAUUUGCACUCUGGAGGACCUUUUUGAGAGCACCCCGGCGACGCUGCGCUUCGACCUCGAGGUGAAGUUUCCCUUUCAACCGAUUGGGGACAAUAACUUGUUUCUGCAGACGGACGCCUUUGAGGUGAACGCCUUCGUGGAUGACAUUCUGCGCGUCGUCUUCGCCUUCGCGGAUCAGCGGCAGAGCGUGCGGGAUGAGCGGGGGGACGCGACGGAGCGGCCGCGCGACGUCAUCUUCAGCAGCUUUGAGCCCGACGUCUGCCUCGCGCUCAAGAUGAAGCAGAGCCGCUUCGACGUCGUGUUUCUCUGCGACACGGAGCUCUCGGAGGAUUUCAAGGACUACCGCUGCUUCGGGCUUGUGGAGGGGGCCCUGCAGUUCUCCGUUUUUAUGCACCUCUCCGGGGUCUCCAUCCUCGCCGCGUCGUUGUGUACCAACGAGCAGAUGAAAAUCCCCAGCACCCGCAGCGUCCCGCGCCUGCCGCGGCAGCCCGCCUCGCUGCGGCUGGAGAUCGAAAACGGGCAGCAGCAGAGCCCCAAGCCCGCACUGAAGGCAGAUGGGAUACAAGAAAACGGCAUCAAAGAUGCUGCCAAUGACGACAGCAACGAUCCGACAAUCUCCGACCCGCGCGAGGCGCAGUGGGCCACGUUUGAUUGCUCCCGCGGCAAGGCCAUCGCCGCCUACGCGCAUGCCCACAAGCAACUUAUAUGGUCCUGGGGAGAGAUGAACAACGAUGAGCAGUUUACCUACGUCCAGUCGCGCGUCUUUAUGAUUGAUGCGAUUAUCACUGACAAUGUACCCUUGUGGACCGAGGCGCAGAAGACUCGCAGUCCCACUGACACCACGCUCUCCACGUGA